AUGCAGUUAUCGUCUGAGAGUUAUUGCAUCCACGCCUGGCUGAGCAGAAGACACAUGCUGAGGGGUGACCGGGAGCUGCGACUGCUGCUGAAGUCAGCUGGCUCAGGUGGCCGCUCGUCACGCGGAAGCUCUGCAAAGGUUGGGAAAGGCUGGUUCGCGUUUGUCACUGGAGCCUGGUGUUGGUUUUAUUCUCUGUAUGAUUUGGGCUUCUUUUCUGUUUCAGGGAUUUUGGAGUUUAUUAGCCUGGCAGUGGGGCUGGUGAGCAUCCGUGGGGUGGACUCAGGACUCUACCUCGGCAUGAAUGAGAGAGGCGAGCUGUAUGGGUCGAAGAAGCUCACACGGGAGUGCGUUUUCCGAGAGCAGUUUGAAGAGAACUGGUACAACACAUACGCCUCAACCCUCUACAAGCAUCCCGACUCGGAGAGGCAUUACUACGUGGCUCUGAACAAGGACGGCUCCCCCCGCGAGGGGUACAGGACUAAGAGACAUCAGAAAUUCACUCAUUUUUUACCCAGGCCUGUGGACCCUGCCAAAAUACCCGCCAUGUACAGAGACCUCUUCCACUACAGGUGAUGUUUCCUGCAGCUGCCCCGUCAGUGUACAUACUUGGGCUCCCAAGCUUCUUCCCAGAGCACUAUAUUAAUAGUCAUUCCAUCAUUCCUGUAAGCGUAGAUGACAUAGGAAAGCACUUACAUUGAAUUCAGACACUGCUGUUCCUCCUUGUUUCAAGCGUAUAUCGAACCUGGGUUAUUUAUGGGGGUGGGGGCAGGGGAAGGGAGGGAACCCUACAUAUAAUCUUUCGUUUUCAUUCACUUUCUUUACCCGGUUGCUACAAGAGAGGCCGAAUAUUCAGUGUUACGGUUGCUUAAAGGAACAAGCAGGCGAGCAAACCUGAUCACCAGGGCGGGAAAAAAAAAAACCAACAACAAACCUAAAAAUGAAGAGAAGGAAAGAAAACAAAAGACCACAGAACUGCUGCAGGUGCUGCUGCUAAGCUCGGGAUGGUUACCUGCUAAGAAAAAGCCUUUGGAAUGGUACCCUGCUUAAGCAGCCCGGGAGUUUGCUACAUGGAUGAUGCUACGUGGACUGGUCCUGAUGCGUGGGGUUUUUUCCUGCUGUUGGGGUGGGAAUGGGGCGAGGAACAUUAUUCAGAUGUAAGCAUGGAUACUGUGCAUAAGGACAAAACUAUUUAUAAAAUGUAUAUGAUAUUUAUUUUAUAUAUUUAUUUAUUUCAAAAUAAUUUUAUUUUUAAUGAGAGAUGCUAUGACCGGAUUUUCAUCAGGAAGAAUAAGGUCCUACUGAAA
Messenger RNA from Pygoscelis adeliae (Adelie penguin), 1304 nucleotides. RefSeq names its product fibroblast growth factor 16 (gene FGF16). Gene Ontology annotation, molecular function: growth factor activity; fibroblast growth factor receptor binding. Gene Ontology annotation, cellular component: cytoplasm. The record is from RefSeq and is a predicted model, not a curated record. Gene Ontology annotation, biological process: positive regulation of endothelial cell chemotaxis to fibroblast growth factor; fibroblast growth factor receptor signaling pathway; positive regulation of protein phosphorylation. The transcript is spliced from 3 exons. The coding region runs from base 1 to 573 and encodes 190 amino acids. NCBI's taxonomy places the organism in Eukaryota, Metazoa, Chordata, Aves, Sphenisciformes, Spheniscidae.